This is a messenger RNA of Siniperca chuatsi (mandarin fish), 1346 nucleotides long. RefSeq names its product protein IQ-DOMAIN 14-like. The transcript is spliced from 2 exons. NCBI's taxonomy places the organism in Eukaryota, Metazoa, Chordata, Actinopteri, Centrarchiformes, Sinipercidae. The coding region runs from base 21 to 653 and encodes 210 amino acids. The record is from RefSeq and is a predicted model, not a curated record.
CAGUGUUCUAGUUGGGUAAUAUGAGGGUUCUCACCUCUGGCUUCCAGAGGUCCCCAGCUCCACGCCUGUCCAGUCCCCGGUUCGUCCACCUGAGGUCCCCAGCUCCGCGCCUGUCCAGUCCCCAGUUCGUCCGCCGGAGGUCCCCAGCUCCGCGCCUGUCCAGUCCCCGGUUCGUCCACCUGAGGUCCCCAGCUCCGCACCUGUCCAGUCCCCAGUUCGUCCGCCGGAGGUCCCCAGCUCCGCGCCUGUCCAGUCCCCGGGCCGUCCGCCCGAGGCUCCCAACCCCAUACCUGUCCUGGUUCCGGUUAGUCCGUCCGAGGCUCCCAACUCCACAACUGUCCAGGUUCCGGGUCGUCCAUCCGAGGCUCCCAACUCCACAACUGUCCAGGUUCCACCCGAAGUUCCCAGCUCCACACAUGCCCAAACUCCGGCCGUCCGCCUGGAUCAUCCCGCUCCCUGUGGUGGAGGACGACCACCACGUCAGCAGGGUUUUUCGGCCCUCGGGAGCUGGUCGUCAAGGAUACGCCAUGCUCCACCCUCUACUAAUCAUCCACACCUGCUCCCAAUCACACUCUUGCUCCACAUUAGAUCCCAAUCACAGCCAGCAUAAAAGCCCUGCAUUCACCUCAGUAUGUGUCCGACCUCGUUUGUGACUAGGACUCUCCAUGAUACUCGGCCUAUUCUCCCUUCUCCAGCGCUCUCCUUUCCCCAGCGCUCAACCGUCUCCAGUGAUCUCCGGUCUCCAGCGAAUCUUCCCUCCUACGGACUUCCCUAUCAAUAAACCAGUACUGUCGGGCUGUUCUCCAAUAACGAACAUUCUAUAUCUAUCUUGGUGUCCCCUGCCUGUCUGUUCCGUAACAGUCAUGGUGCCAGAAAAGUUAACAUCUCACUGCAACCACAUGGGUUUAUGUGUGUGCAUGGGUAUGUAUGUUUACAUGCCCAAUGCACGAUUAUUCCUGUGAUUUGGUAUCAAAAAUGUUUGACAUUUUGAGAUUUCUGUAAGAAUUGCAUUUUUCAGCGAUUGGCGGGCGAGCACUUCUGUUCUGGAAAUUGCUCAGAAACCCCCUUAUUGUCAAUAUACCUAGGCAAGCCAUCGGUUUAUAGCCACCCUCUGAAUGUACUAGGUCUCUAGUUUGGGGUUGUAAAGUUUAAUGAGGCUGUGAUUAUUACAGGUCACAGUAGGUCAUUUUGUACAGUCACGUUUUAAAAAAAUGGUCUUACUACGAUGAAAUGGCUACUAUGAGGACUAACAUCAUCCCACAUGAAUACAAUUGGGCUCAGUGAAUCCACAAGAUUCUGCGACCUCUACUGGUCGUAGUAAUUUGUCAUAGUAUAAAGAGCGAGAA